AUGACGACGUGCCGUCUGCUGUGCGCCCUGUUGGUGCUUGCCCUGUGCUGCUGCCCGUCCGUGUGCGUGACGGAGGGUAGCGGAGAACAAGAUGCGGGCAGUGGUUCAACGACUGCUCAGUCACAGGGAUCAGGUGGUGCGGGGUUAACAAAUACUUCCACCGAACCAAAUUCAACAGGUCCGACCGAUGCGUCACCGUCAAAGAUUCCGGGGUCCGUUACGGUAGAAAUUACGGGGAACGACGCGAAACAGCCCCAUGGUACGCCCAGUUCGCAAGGGACAGGAGAUGCGGUGGUCCGUAAUGGACCGACAUCAAUUACAGCGGCCAGUGCGCCAGACUCAGCAGGCCCGGCCAAAACGUUACAGGAACCGGCAACAAUUUCCGAGGCCGGUGGGAAAGGGCCCCUAAGUCAGUCCAGUAAUGGACAGACACAAAGUGGAAACCCCACAUCACAAGGAUCAAGUGCGGGAACCGGUGUGCCAGAAACUCCAGGUACAGAAGGUCCGGAGCCUAUUACAAAAGAGGUACCAAGUGGGUCCGAUGGGUCAGGGUCGUCAGGUGGGUCCGCUAACCCAAAUACAUCGUCAAGUUCCGUGACCGCGCCUGUAUCGGCACAAAUUCAGAAGGAAAAUGCGCCAACUACGACAACCACGACUACGACAAAAGCACCAACUACCACCACCACUACGACUACGGAGGCGCCAACUACAACGACAACCACUCGCGCACCGUCACUUCUUCGCGAAAGCGACGGCAGCCUCAGCAGCUCUGCGUGGGUGUGUGCCCCGCUGCUGCUCGCCGUAUCCGCGCUGGCGUACACCGCUCUGGGCUGA
This is a messenger RNA of Trypanosoma cruzi, 834 nucleotides long. RefSeq names its product mucin TcMUCII, putative. Bases 1 to 834 code for a protein of 277 amino acids. NCBI's taxonomy places the organism in Eukaryota, Euglenozoa, Kinetoplastea, Trypanosomatida, Trypanosomatidae. The record is from RefSeq and is a predicted model, not a curated record. The transcript has a single exon.